AUGGAUUCUAUUCAGAGAGAAAAAUUCGCCUCACUCUCAAACUCUGUGAACCUGUUGUUAGAGUCCAUAUUUUCUGAUGAGCAAGAGGAUUACAUCUGGAGCAAGAAAGCUGACCUUCCACUCUUGGAGAAAACACUGGUGGAUCUUCAAUAUCUACUUCGUUAUGCUAAGAACAAACUCAUCCUCAGUCAAGCUAUCAACAAUUCGCUGGAUAUGCUGAGACGUGCUGUUUUUCAAGUUUCCAAUUUGCUUCACGAAAACCAAAUUUCAGGGUAUGAUGCCGCACUUACUCCUAACCAGCUCAAAAAUAAUUCUCGUUUAAGUUUUUUCACUGCACUGAUUAAGUCUAAAACGGAUAAUUUAAAUCAAAUAUUUCAUGGCUUAAGUUCAGUUGGUGAUGAUGAUUCUUCUAUUUAUGGAAGAGACUAUGAUAUUCAGAAACUGAAACAUCUUUUGUUGUCUAAUAGUAGUGAUGGUGAUGGUAAAAUUAGAGUUAUUUCCAUUGUUGGUAUGGGAGGGAUUGGUAAAACAGCCCUUGCUAAACUCCUUUACAAUCUUCCUCAAGUUAAGGCCAAAUUUGAGUUAAAAUUGUGGGCAGAUUUCUCAAAUGAUGUUGAUGAUUUGAGUAUUUUUGAAAACAUUCUUAGAUCUAUUACUUCACAAACAAAGAGUAAUACUACAAGUGACAUCAACACCGUCUACCCAAAUUUUUUGCUGGUAUUAGAUGGUGUGUGGGAUGCAAGAUUUAUCAAUUGGACAUUACUCAUGGAUCUCUUUAAUGCUAGGGAAACAGGAAGUAGGGUCAUCAUCACAACACGAGAUGACAGAGUUGCAAUGUCCAUGCAAACAUUUGUUUCUGUUCACUAUAUGAGACCCUUGAAAGUUGAAGAUUGCUUGUCUUUACUUGCCAAACACGCAUUUAAAGAGCAUUACUACCACGGACGAAGAUUCUAUCUAGAAGUAAUUGACAGAUUAAAAAAAGGAAUGCAAGUAGAAUUUUGUAGAAGAAUGGCAAAAAAGUGUGAAGGAUUACCAUUAGCUGCUGUAGAACAUGGGGAUAUUCUUUGUAUCUCAUUCGACGCAGAUGUUUGUAAUUAUGUGCAAGAAAGCCACGCUCGGGAAACAGCUUAUGAGGUGCUAGCUUCUCUCAAAUUGAGCUACAAUUUUCUUUCUGAUCCUUUAAAACAGUGUUUUCAAUAUUGUUCAAUUUUUCCAAAGAAGUCCAUCUUAGAAAAAAAGAUGGUAGUUCAGUUGUGGAUUGCAGCGGGUUUACUAGAAUCAUCAUCCACAAAUCAAGAAAAAGUUGGAGAAGAAUACUUUGAUGAACUAGUUUCAAGGUCAUUGAUACAUCGGCGAUCUAAUGGUGUUGAGGAAAGAAACUUUGGAAUGCACAACUUCAUCCAUGAUUUAGCUACAGAGGUUUCUUCUCCAGAGGUUUCUUCUUCAUACCAUAUCAAUAUGCACAGACAUAACCUAGAUGAUAGGAUGCAAAAUUUCUCAUACAAUAGAGGGACAUAUGAUUCAUAUGACAAAUUUGAUAAAUUAUACAGAGUAAAAGGUCUGCGUACCUUUCUAGCAUUCCCAUUACAAGAACAGUUGCCUCUUGGUUUGCUAUCAAACAAGGUAGUGCAUGACUUGCUGCCAACAAUGAAACAAUUACGCAUGCUGUCUCUGUCCAGCUACAAGAGUAUUGUUAGAAAAUUGGUAUGA
Molecule: messenger RNA, 1710 nt
Organism: Vicia villosa (hairy vetch)
Lineage: Eukaryota; Viridiplantae; Streptophyta; Magnoliopsida; Fabales; Fabaceae
Product: putative disease resistance RPP13-like protein 1
Exons: 1
Coding region: 1-1710 (569 amino acids)
Biological process (GO): defense response to other organism
Molecular function (GO): ADP binding
Source: RefSeq, a predicted model, not a curated record